This is a messenger RNA of Mizuhopecten yessoensis (Yesso scallop), 2120 nucleotides long. RefSeq lists its product as uncharacterized. Bases 49 to 921 code for a protein of 290 amino acids. NCBI's taxonomy places the organism in Eukaryota, Metazoa, Mollusca, Bivalvia, Pectinida, Pectinidae. The record is from RefSeq and is a predicted model, not a curated record. The transcript has 3 exons. Gene Ontology annotation, molecular function: protein binding.
AGUGUGAUAGAAAUACAUCAGAAAGAUCCGGAGUGUCGAAUUGUAACGAUGUAUUUGGUGCUCGUAUUCGUAGUGGGAGCAUUGACGUUCGUCUGUGGGCAAGCCCAUCCCGAUCAUGGAACCGGAUGUGACGUAGCAAUUCGCCUAGAAAAGUUGCUGGCUGAUCUUACAAGUCGUGUCGAUGACCUGGAGAAACAAAGACAAGUGGAUCACAAGAAAAUAUCGGAUCUGAGGCGAGAAAUUGACGAGAUAAAAAUCGAGAACCAUGGACUGAAAACUGAGUUAGAUGAUAUGACUACUGUAAGAACCAGACGGUCACUAAACCCAGUCCCUCAGCCAUCCACUCUCGAUAAGGAAGUGGACGACACUCAAGCACCGACCGUACACAUUAAGAAUGGGACCAGACACACUCUUAAAGAAGGGGACACGACUCUAGUCGAUACAGGCAAAACCAAUCGAGUGGGCCGAACAAGAAAUUCACCCUCCGACAACAAGAUCUCUCAUAUUACAGACCGUGUUGGUGAAUUCCCAAGAGAUCCGACAGCCUUCUACGCAAGAAUGGGCAACAAUCUGAACGACGUCGUCAGGGGACAGGUGAUUCACUUUGAUAAAAUCGUCACUAAUAAUGGCGAACACUACGACAAAAACUCGGGUGUUUUUACUUGUGCUGAAGAGGGAACGUACUUCUUUUCGUGGACGCUGUAUACUCCAAAUAACCAUUGGGUUGAUAGCGAACUGGUUAAGAAUGGUGAACCUAUUGCUUGGUUUCGCACAGGAGACUCGCAAUUUUACGAAGCGUCGAGUACCACUGCCUUGGUAAAGUUAUUUCCUGGCGACCGUGUCUGGACAAGAGUAAGGGACGGCCCAUAUGGUGCAGAUCUUGUUGCCCUUGUUUCAAUGUUUUGCGGAUUCAAAAUAUGACAUUAAAUGUUGCAUUCUUAAGUGCAUAGCAUGUAAACAAUGUGCUCUGAUUUCCGCUUUUGUUGCAAUUGUAAUUUAGCUACAUCUCGUCUGCAAGAUUAAAAUUGAAAGUCCAUGUGAAGUAGAUAUGUAUAACAAGAAUAACAUAGAUAUAGGUCUCAAAAGGGAGGACGGGCGGCACAGUGGAUAGCGUACUUGCCUAUCACCAAGGCGACCGGGGUUCAAUUCCUCGAUCGGACGUAAAAAUGUAUUGGGUCACCUGCCCGACCACGUAUGCUUUCUCCUCUUACUCCGGUUUCCUCCCACAGUAAGACCGCGCGCUUACAUCUGGGCCAAGAAGAGUGAUUAGUGUAAGUUGCAAAAAUUAGUUUCAUAAUUGUUGUAAAAUAAAUAAAGUUUAUAAAUGUAUAUAUUAGGUCUGAAAAAGUAAUAACGAGAGAAUGGUUCAUCCACAUAUUUUUGAUUGAUAUAUCAGCAAAAAAGUGAUACAGACAUUGCGGAAACAUCAGCAAGAAAGCAUGGAACAUUAACAUUAUGUUAGAUUAAAAUUGAAAUAAAAUGAAUUGAUAUUCAAAUGUAUAAACCAUAAUCCUCGGUUAUUGUUAGCCGAAUGCAGUGAUAACACUCAUCGAAGAAGCUUUGACUGUAACUAUAAUGGAAAUAAAUCAACGAUAUUUUACUUUAGAAAAACAUCUAAUAUUAUUUUUAUAUUAUUGGAUACACCGAUCGCCACAGAUGUCGUAAAUGGAUACUUGAGGGAUCGCCGGAGUUCGUGGGGGUGUUCUUGUUUUUUUAGGGUGUUUUUUUUUAAUGUGGUUUAGCUCGUACAUGUAUGAUGACGUAGUGAUUAAUAGAAUCUAUCCUUACCUUCAUGGUGUGACAGAGAAAUCUCCAAUCCCCGGCAGAGCCUCGGGUUAGACAAUCAAAAGAAAUACCCCAAGGGUUGGCGAGUUCUCUGUUACAAGGUAGAGAAGAUUGUAUUAAUCCUAGUGUGUUGGCGCGGUCGUAUAUUUUUCCUUGUUUCUUCUGGGUAACUUCUGUGUUUCCCGUUUUGGAACUGAAAACAAACUGUUGCAUUUUUGUAUUACAUAUUAAUACCAAAAGACAUGGACAUUUUAUAACGUCGGUGAACUAUCUAAUUGAAAACAUAAGCCUUGUGUUCUAUUACAGUCUACUAAUUAAUGUAAUGAGUUACUCAA